GUAGCUGAUCGGCGCUGCUUGCACUUCUGCGACAAGGCAAUGUCAUAGUUAACAUUAGCUAGCUACGUGUAGGUAGGCAGCAAGCUGGGUUACUCAACAUUACAUUUCGCAAAAUUGCACUUAACGUUAGCCAGCUAGAACGGACUGGCCAGUUCAUGACCCAUUCUUAUGUUGUGGACAUCGUUGAAGGGAGACUUUCUAGGCACCUCGGAAUAAGGAUUUUUUUUGCUAAUAUAUCAAGAUGAAUGAGACCGAUGGAGUCAGGUUCAGGAGGUUAAACAGACCUCAGGUCAUAACAGACGAGUCACCAGAACCUCAGUACAAGGGCACAAGCACCUACAGUGGGAAGGUUUUCCGAGUGACACUGCUGACAUUGGGGUCCUUAAUGCUGUUUCCUUUGCUCGGUGUUAUCCUUCUCCUGGAGUCUCCUAUCCAACCAGACGCUGUUAGCCUUGGUGAACCACCGCUGAUGACAGGCUGCUUUGAGCCCAACUUCAAGCUGAGGCAGGCAGUGAGGCUGUUUGAAGAUCAGCUUGUAGGGCCCGAGUCCAUUGCAAACAUUGGAGACGUGCUGUACACAGGCACCGCCGAUGGGAAGAUAGUGAGGAUCGAAGGCAAGAGCAUUCAUGUCGUGGCGACUCUCGGACGGCCACCCUGUGGGUCCAGAGAUGAUGAGCCCACCUGCGGCCGGCCCCUUGGGAUUCGGGUGGGACCCAAUGGCACACUCUUUGUUGCAGACGCAUACCUAGGGCUGUUUGAGGUCAACCCCACCACAGGGGAAGCAGACCACCUGGUGUCGACGAGGCAGCUGGUGGGUGGGCGAAGGCUGUCCUUCGUGAACGACCUGGACGUGACACAGGACGGACGGAAGGUGUACUUCACAGACUCCAGCAGCAGGUGGCAGCGCAGGGACUAUCUGCACCUCAUUAUGGAGGCGACGGCUGACGGACGUGUCCUGGAGUAUGACACCGUGACCAGGGAGGUCUCUGUGCUGAUGGACGGCCUGCGAUUUGCCAACGGGAUCGUGCUGUGUCCCGACGAGGAGUCUGUGCUGGUGGCAGAGACCACCAUGGCGAGGAUACGCAGAAUUCACGUGUCGGGGCUGAACAAAGGGGGCAUGGACACCUUCGUGGACAACCUGCCCGGUUUCCCUGACAACAUCCGACGCAGCAGCUCGGGCGGGUACUGGGUGGCCAUGUCGGCGGUGCGACCCAACCCGGGUUUCUCCAUGCUCGACUUCCUGUCUCAGAAGCCCUGGAUUAAGAAGCUCAUCUUCAAGCUCCUGAGCGCGGAGGUGGUGCUGAAGUUCGUGCCGCGGUACAGCCUGGUCCUGGAGCUGCGGGAGGGCGGCUCGUGUGCGCGGAGCUUCCACGACCCCCACGGCAUGGUGGCCGCCUACAUCAGCGAGGCCCACGAGCACGAUGGACACCUCUUCCUGGGGUCCUUCCGCUCGCCCUUCCUGUGCAAGCUUGACCUCAGCCAGGUGUGAGCUCCACCCCCGCUGCCACGUCCACUGCCCAACCCACUGCCCCGCCUUGCAAAGCCCCAGUCCCCCCCCCCCCUCACCCACACACCCGUCCCCGCUCCCUCAUCCAAUCGGACAGUGCGUGGUGUACUGUUGUUCUGUUCCCCUAAGGAGACAAUGCAACAGGAUCGGCUUCACUGAUAUUUACUGCAUUGCAUUGUUACUUAUUAUGUUUUUUGGCUGGACCGCAACAGUGGUCAACGUGAAUGUCUGUGACUGACCGACUGACUGAGUUAUGAAGUUACACCAUUGGUAGGGCGGAUCACGUGUGUUAGGUCCAGCCAUAUACUAGGUUUUAACCUGGUCUUGUUUGACUGGAAGCAGAAUCUGCACAGUGAUUGCAGUGCAGGUUGAUGUCAUGGCAAGUGUGGUUUUUAGCACUUAACUAACCGUAGGGCUUUAGUAAAAAAAAAAAAAAAAGCUACUGAGUUUAUCUUCUAAAGUUUGAAACUUUGUAGAGGACUAAAGCAGUCAGCACUUUAUCUUGUCUUCCAGGCCUAGAUGGAUGGAGGCCUUGAUCUCGGCAAAUUUCCCAUAAAAUUGGUUUGUGAUAAAGUUUACAGUUCAUUUUAUGUCCCUUGCCCGUAACCUGCCGGUACCUCCCCGAACUGGACUGCAUAGGGCUGCAUUUUUGGAACAAGGUGCCAAAACCCUUUUUUUUUUUUGCUUGCAUUUGCACUGUUAUUUCUAAAAUAGGGCUCCAAACCAUUUUUAUUUUCAAUAUUUUGGAGGAUAAACAAUUACUAUCCCUGUGUAAUACACUUGAUUGUAAGUAAUUCCAAGCACAGGCAUGAAGAACUAUUCUGAAAGCAGAUUUAAUCUUCCAGUUAAUGACCAACGUUCCAUUUUCAGCUGUGUAGCCAAUAUUUGCGGUUACACAUCGACCAUGGAUGGAAUUUAAAACCUGUGCUUUUUCAUGCUGUUUGCUUCUUUAUAGUCGUUUAUUUCACCGGUUUCGCUUUAUGACUACUGAAUAUGCCUCAUGAUGCACUGUAGGGGUGCUCAGCGCAGACGAAUACAUAUUUGUUUUGGAUUCAAAUACUUUUAUACGCUUUACUGAUCUUGUCUGGAACCAAUGAAAUACUCUCAAGAAAUGCAAACCCCACCUUCUAUUCAUAUUGGCAGACUCAGUUACACCAGGCAAGAUCAAUAGAGCACAGAAAAAUAUUUGAAUCCAAAACAAAUACGUAUUUGACCCAGGUCUAUUUCAGCGUAGCACUGACAUUUCUGCUUCUAGAUAGAAGGGUUGCUUUUGCCGGCCCAAUCUGUGGCUAGUAGCAAUGUUUCUCUAGUCUUCCUUUUAGUGAACAGACAAUCUCAAGUCACACAGGUAACGGCAAUGAGGAAGUGCCAUCGUUGGGCGAACAAAAAGUUAAAUUGGUGAUGUUAUUCCGAUUGAUAUCUGUGUGAAAUCUGUUACCUUUCUUUAAAAAAUGUUGAUGUCCAUAAUUUUGUAUGUUUUAAAUGUUUAUCUUGAACAAAAUGUUUUCUGUCAGUGUGCAUCGUCGUGGUGAGGACAUCAAAUUUGUAAUUUGAAACUAAUAUUGGGUUCAGUCAGCCUCACACAUAAUUAGGCAGGUUCUAUGGGAGUUUUUUGUCGAAAUAUCUUAACGUAAGGUAUUGAGGUAUUUAGAAAUGAUAUGAUUAUCAGUGAGAAUCUUUAUAAAACAGUUCAUGCACAUGGCAUGUAAAUCACGUAAUUCAGAUUUUAAAUGAAUAUUUAACAAAACGAGAUGGUCUUCAUUUGGUCAAUGUAUUUUAAACUGAAAGGUGGUUGGCUAAGAAAUUUUACUGGUUAAAAAUGAAAUGCUAGGGCCGUCUGGGUAGUGUAGAGGUAAAAGUACUCGCCUACCACCGCAGAAAUCGUUGCAUUAGCGGCUCCUACUGGUUGGUCAGGGCGUCUGUUCAGCGGGGAGGGGAUCUGGGGGAGAUAGCGUGAACUUCCGCACGUGUUACGCUCUCCCAGUGAAACUCCUCGCUGUCAGGUGAAAAGAAGCGGCUGGCGACUCCACAUGUAUCAGAGGAGGCAUGUGGUAGUCUAUACCCUCCCCAGACCAACAGAAGGAUAGCGCAUCGACCAGGACCAUGAUACACAUGGGGUAUUGGUAUAACGACUAAAUUGGGGAGAAAAUGGGAGAAAAAUGGCAAAAAAAAAAAAAAAAUGAAAUGCUACUUUGCAAUGUAAAGCAAAUUUCAAAAUGGCACUUGGUCACAGUAUUACAAAAAAAAACAUACUUUAGUUUUGCCCUAUUUGGAAAUGCUACAGAUAACAUACGUUGUGUACAUAUAAUUUUUUUUAUCCUGAAAUUGACCAAUGAUAUUCAUUAGAUUUUUCUCUUUUUUUUCCCCCCCCCAUUCGUCGGCGUGCCGUGAAAAUCCCAUGUUACUACAGACAAUAACUCGUGAUUCACAUUUUAAAAGUGAGAAUUAAACGGAAUCGAGCCACACUUUCAGCGAUGAGGACCAGAAUAUCCCGUCUUGCUCUGGAACUGCACCUUGGGUCCGUAUAAAAAUCAGAUGGCUCUAAAGGAGCAGCGUGAUGAAAAGAAAACAACGAUCAUUUCAAGCGUGCAAUAAAGCGCGCAUUUUAAUGCGUCUUCCGGCACGUUGGCAGAUGUGUAUAUUUAGUAACUGCUGUAGAAGCAGUCUAAGCUGAGCUGUGGCGUGAGGAUCUGCUGUCCCUUCUACAGACUACUGCCGACCAUCCAUCUUCGGCCUUGCAGCAGUCUUGAACCAUCCACAGCCAGCAUGAACAUAAUUUUUCGCAGGGAACAUGGAGACUAGCAAUAGAGGAGGAUGGGCUCCCCUUGUUGAGUCUGGUUCCUCCCAAAGUUUCCUCCAAUAUGCUCUCCAGAGAGUCUUGCCUUCCAGUGUUGCCCUUGGCUUUGUAAGGGUCUAAGCAGGCCUAUAUUGUGAAGUGCAUUGUGACAGAUUAUUUGUGAAAAUGUGGUAUAGCUAUAAAUAAAAUUCGAUUUGAUUUAGUACUUGCAGCUGGCUUGCCUAGCUUGCCAAUGGUGACCUGGUAGCUUGCUAGCAAGAGCUGUGUUUUUUUUCUUCUGAAUGUUAGCAAUGAAAUAGUUGAGGCUGGUAGAGCUAUGAUAGAGAUGCCUGCUCCCACAGCUUUACCUUUUGCAGUGUCUCGCAUGUUUAUGGCUAUGUUGCUCAGUUAGAGGCUGUUAUUAAAUUUAGUUGUGUGUAUAAUGGCAAAUCAUUUGUAACAGCUAUAUUAGUGUUGUUUGCUACAGCUAACAGUUUUAAAAAGGGAUCAUCUCCUGUUACACAUCAUGAUUAAUGAUAUGCCGGUGUGAAACCAUGGGUGUAGUGUUUUGAAAUAACAACAGUUGCAAUUCCCGUGAACUUUAGGUAAGAACUUCCAUUUUCUCUCAUUUAGGCAACUUCUGGUUUAAGCCAGACUCCACUUUACUCUUUCUCUCGGGAUGCAGAUGCAGAUCAUGUGGUUUGUUGAACAGAACUGUGCAGAUAAUGUCCUCAGUUAGGGUAGUCUCUCUAGUUUCUUCUGCAUGUCACGACUGGCACCUACCAGUUAUGUUCAAUAUGUCACCCUCUCCUGUCACCCCCCCCCCCACCCCCCCACCGCCCCCCCAUUGUGGUUUGAAACUGACUUGCUAUUGGGCAAUUGUGGCCACUUGUGUGCCUUGGAUUAAACUUUGUUAUUCCUUAAAUAUUCCCAGUUAGAUGUCAUAAUCAAGUUACCACAUAUCCAAAAAUUAUCCAUCUGGAAUGACUGCGUAUUGGGGAAUCCAUUACUGGAAAGGUAAUUGCAUUGCAAGAUCUUGGUUUGGUGAUCUGUUCAAUUCAUGUUCCCCAUGAAAACACAGAAUCGAUUUAUGCUUUUGAAAGUAACUGCCAUUGAUCUGCUGUGAGCUGAACAUUGAUUUAUGGGGUCGUGAGACCGCAGUGAGGAUAUUGAGUAAUGGAGAGGUGUUCCAGGUGUGACCAUACUGCCUGUAGUCACUGUUCAGUCUCUGAUCUGUUUUUGGUUUGACGUUGAUUAACUUCACACACCAGUAAAAAAUCAUUGUCAUUAAAAAAUUAUGGACAGAGCAGUGCUCAAAUAAACAUUUUUUAAAGGCGA
This is a messenger RNA of Anguilla rostrata (American eel), 5621 nucleotides long. It is a transcript of the gene apmap, whose product is annotated as adipocyte plasma membrane associated protein. Bases 242 to 1489 code for a protein of 415 amino acids. Gene Ontology annotation, cellular component: endomembrane system. Lineage: Eukaryota; Metazoa; Chordata; Actinopteri; Anguilliformes; Anguillidae. The record is from RefSeq and is a predicted model, not a curated record. Gene Ontology annotation, biological process: biosynthetic process. Gene Ontology annotation, molecular function: strictosidine synthase activity; arylesterase activity. The transcript is spliced from 9 exons.